This is a messenger RNA of Drosophila miranda, 2918 nucleotides long. RefSeq lists its product as uncharacterized. Lineage: Eukaryota; Metazoa; Arthropoda; Insecta; Diptera; Drosophilidae. The transcript has 7 exons. The record is from RefSeq and is a predicted model, not a curated record. Bases 1183 to 2238 code for a protein of 351 amino acids.
AGCAGUUCCAUUGAUAACGUGCAACGAAUUGGAUCUCAGGCACACUCAGAGCCCAGGACCAUUGUCCCCUCCGCAGCAGCAGCCCCGCAGCCCGUAAGGUCGUGAAAAACAAUAACGAAAAAAGUAUUCAGAAGCUUUCCGGCAUAAUCGGUCAGUGUGAAUGUGUGUCUGUAUUACCGACGGACUGUAUGAGCCAUGUUCAUGCAUUUUUCAUAAAUUUCGGUUUCGCCUGCUCUUCAGCACCUCCUCGUAGGUGCUGCGUCGAUUCGUCGGGCGUUUUCCGCAGCGCGUGUGUUUAAUUAUACUGCCGCAUCCAGGGGGCACUUCCAUAAGUAUCCGCAACACAAGCAACAACUGUAGAAAGCGAAACUGAAAACUAAAUUAAACUCGUUCAAUCUGCUGUUUUUUUUUCAUCGGGUAUUUGUUGCUGACAAUUCACUCUCGCCUCUAAUUAGACAGUGCAGUGUAGAGAUAAGAGAGACACAGACAGUCAGAAACAUUAAGAGACCACACGAGAUUGGUUGCAAUUUUCUCUGGGAAGAAGACCUCAAGAUUAGGUGAAAGCAACUGGAAUAGGAAACCGAUACUAGCUCCAUCAUCUGCCAGCAGCAGCAGCAACAGCAGUCGAAGCCCCAGGACGUGGAGCGGACGGACCGAACAAAGCGGGUAGCAGAGUAAAAUCAUAUAAAAUACAUUGCAACAAAGUGCAAAAAUAGUGUAAAACAGGAAAUGAAUAUGCAAAAAACGCAAAAGGGAUAUGAAAAAUGCAAAUAGCCAAAUCGAGUUCAAUGAAAAAUGCUUCUAACCCGAACAAAUGGGACUCACUGGGAGAUUGCUAAUUGUGGCUGACUGGUAAACUGGUAAACCGAAGAAAGCAACGGCAUAAGCAAACGCAGAAGCAAAAGCACAUGCGAAAAAUGAAAGCAAAAAAUGUAUUAAAUGCUACCGCAAAAUAGAGCAAAAAGUAAAACCAAUCAGAGGCAAAAAAGGAAAUUGCACAAAAGGGAUGGCGAGGGGAGUUGCCGAAUGUAAAAAUUGAUUUCUGCGGUUUCAGCCAGUGGACAUCGAACAUCGGAUAUUGCUCAUAUAUGACUUUAAAUCACAGUGCUGCGGACACAAACACCAACAAAAUUCACUAAUUGAUCAAAAAAUAAUCACAUUUGUGGACAAAAAGUCAACAGAAUGCCACUGCCGGCGAUUAAACUACGAAACGUUUUCAUCCUUGCCACUGUCUACAUAGCAACCCUGCCAGGGCUGACUGUGGGGCUGCGCGAUGUCAAUGUUCGCAUCCCAUCGGCCGUUAAGCGCGGCGAUAAUGCGCUCUUAAUCUGCAAUUAUGACAUCGAGAACGAUACGCUGUACACGGUGAAGUGGUACAGAGGCCGCAGGGAGUUCUAUCGCUACACGCCAAAGGAGAAUCCGGCCUGGAAGAUAUUCACGAAAACGAAUGAAAUCGAUGUCGAGACAACUCAAUCGAAUGCCAGCCAUGUGCUGCUGCGAAAUGUCCCCACCUCUAUAUCGGGGAAAUUUGCGUGCGAAGUGUCUGCCGAUGCUCCCACCUUUGACACCUCCAUUGUGGCUGCCGACAUGGAGGUUGUGGAACUACCAACCCAACGACCGAUUAUAACUGGGAUUCACUCCCGCUAUCGCCUUGGAGACAUUGUCAACGGCAACUGCUCCUCGGACUACUCCAAGCCGGCUGCCAACCUCACCUGGUGGAUCAAUGACAUACAAGUGCCGCCCAAUUACUUGCGCAUCUACGAAAUCCAGCGUCACCUGGCCGAGCACCUGGAGUCGGCUGUUCUUGAAAUCAAUUUCGUGGUGACCGUGCAUCACUUUAUAAAAGGACGCUUGAAGCUUAAGUGUUCGGCCCGUAUACACGAUAUCUAUGCACAGGAGAGCGAGAAAAUGCUUGAGGAAGAUCGUCCGAGGAUUCUGGCCUCCGGUCGCUCCCCGGACAUGAACAUGUACCCCUUCGAUCAGCCCGGGGAUGUGGAUGAGCACAAUGAACUUUUCUUGACACACAAAAAUGUUGGCUCCUCUGCCGCUGGACUGCGGCUGGCCCUGGUCAACUGGAACUGGAAAUGGAAUCUGAUGCAGGGCAAUCAGCUGCUCACCUUCCUGCUGCUUGCACUUCUGUGGCCGGCCAUCUGGCUAUGUGCCUGGCGACACUUCGGCUUCGUGAACCGGAACCUGUUCUGGCACAGUCGCUGCAACGCGGAUGAGACGAAACGGUGAUGAGUCGGCCACAGUACGAGUCAAGUCACCGGCCACGGCAGGAGAGAUGGACUUCAGGCAGGCCACAAUGAGUGGGCUGGCCAACGAGGCUUUAGUUUCAGGUUCAUCGAAUUCGGUAGACGGCGAACCCCUUUGGAUCAUCACCGAAACAAUUAUAGAACUCAUAAUAUAUAUAUAUAUAUAUAUAGCGAAUCGAAUAGCAAAUUACGAAUACAGAGCAGAGGUCCUCAGCAUACCGAAUAUACCUACUCACAUAUACCUAUACCUAUGUUAAGUACGUAACUGUAAAUCCAUACAUUUUCAAAAUGUUGCAUCCUUCAUACCCCCAUAAGUCGUAUGUAUGUAUACAGUCAAAAACCGGGAGAGGACUACCCGAAGCGGGGGAAGCUCCCGCUAACCCUACGUCAAGUGUAAAUAACCGUCACAUAAUCACAUGCAUGUACUCUCUAAGCCAGACUUCCAACGAUUGCUUUCCCUCGGUUCGUUAAAGGUCUAAGGAAUCCCUAAUUGGGACUGCGGUUUCUGGGAAAAUCCAUAGUUCUGUUCGCAUCAAUUUCGAAAAGUGUUGGUUUGAAAAACUGUACAACUGUUUAGCCAUAGAGUUAUCUUAAGUGUGAUCCUGAGUUAAAAGUGUGCGAAAGGACUAUUGAACGAAGCCAAAUAAAGUUUCUUUUAUUUGA